AGACGCCGGGGUUGGGAGUGGAUCCUCGCCGCAGUAGCGGGAGGAAGCCUCUGGCCCGCAGUGGGGCCGCAGCGUAGGAGCAAGUCCCAGGAGGCCCCGCCGCCCCGCGCCGAGAUGUGGGAUCGCCUUCACGAAACUGACCCGACCCCUGCCCCUUGGUACCGUCAGCGCUGUUUCUGCGCUGCGGUGCUGGGGCUGGCCGCCGUCUUCUUCACCUUCGGCUUCCUCCUGGGAUGGUUUAUAAAAGCCCCCAAUGCAGCUAACGUGUCACAGCAUAAUGUGAAGACAUUUUUGGAUGAAUUGAAAGCUGAGAACAUCAAAAAGUUCUUAUAUAAUUUUACACAGAUUCCACAUUUAGCAGGAACAGAACAAAACUUUCAGCUUGCAAAGCAAAUUCAAUCUCAGUGGAAAGAAUUUGGCCUGGAUUCUGUUGAGUUAGCCCAUUAUGAUGUCCUGUUGUCCUAUCCAAAUAAGAUUCAUCCCAACUACAUCUCAAUAAUUGAUGAAAAUGGAAAUGAGAUUUUGAACACAUCAUUAUUUGAACCACCUCCUCCAGGAUAUGAAAAUGUUUCAAAUGUUGUGCCACCUUAUAACGCUUUCUCUCCACAAGGAAUGCCAGAGGGUGAUCUUGUAUAUGUCAACUAUGCACGAACUGAAGACUUCUUUAAACUAGAGCAGGACAUGAACAUCAGUUGCUCUGGGAAGAUUGUGAUUGCCAGAUAUGGGAAAAUUUUCAGAGGAAAUAAGGUUAAAAACGCCGAGCUGGCAGGGGCCAAAGGGAUCAUUCUGUACUCAGACCCUGCAGAUUACUUUGUUCCUGGGGUGGAGCCCUAUCCAGAUGGCUGGAAUCUUCCUGGAAGUGGUGUCCAGCGUGGAAAUAUCUUAAAUCUCAAUGGCGCAGGGGACCCUCUCACACCUGGUUACCCAGCAAACGAACAUGCUUAUAGACGUGAACUCUCAGAAGCUGUUGGCCUUCCCAGUAUUCCUGUUCAUCCAAUCGGAUACUCUGAUGCACAGAAGCUCCUGGAAAAAAUGGGUGGAUCGGCACCACCAGGCAGCAGCUGGAAAGGAAAUCUCAAAGUGCCCUACAACGUUGGGCCUGGCUUUGCAGGAAACUUUUCUACACAAAAAGUUAAGAUGCACAUCCAUUCCAACAAUAAAGUGACAAGAAUUUACAACGUGAUCGGAACUCUCAGAGGAGCAGUGGAACCAGACAGAUACGUCAUUCUUGGAGGUCACCGUGACUCGUGGGUGUUUGGUGGCAUUGACCCUCAGAGUGGAUCAGCUGUCGUUCAUGAAAUUGUGAGGAGUUUUGGAAUACUGAAAAAAAAAGGAUGGAAACCUAGAAGAACAAUUUUGUUUGCAAGUUGGGAUGCAGAAGAAUUUGGUCUUUUUGGUUCUACUGAGUGGGCAGAGGAGAAUUCCAGACUCCUUCAAGAACGUGGUGUGGCCUAUAUUAAUGCCGAUUCUUCUAUAGAAGGAAACUACACUCUGAGAGUUGAUUGCACCCCACUGAUGUACAGCUUGGUAUACAACCUAACAAAGAAGCUCCAAAGCCCUGAUAAAGACUUUGAAGGCAAAUCUCUUUAUGAGAGCUGGAAUGCAAAAAGUCCUUCACCAGAGUUCAGUGGCCUGCCCAGGAUUAGCAAGUUAGGAUCUGGCAAUGAUUUCGAGGUGUUCUUCCAAAGACUUGGAAUUGCUUCAGGCAGAGCACGAUAUACUAAAAACUGGGCAAUAAACCAAUUCAACAGCUACCCACUGUAUCACACUGCCUAUGAAACAUACGAAGUGGUGGAAAAGUUUUAUGAUCCGGUUUUUAAGUAUCACCAUGCUGUGGCCCAGGUUCGAGGAGGGAUGGUGUUUGAACUAGCCAAUUCCAUAGUGCUCCCUUUUGACUGUCGUGAUUAUGCUGUAGCUUUAAGAAAGUAUGCUGACAAAAUCUACAAUAUUUCAAUGAAACAUCCACAAGAAAUGGGAACAUACAACGUGUCAUUUGAUUCACUGUUUUCUGCAGUGCAGAAUUUUACAGAAAUUGCUUCUAAGUUCAGUAAGAGACUCCAAGAUUUGGACAAAAACAACCCAAUAUUAUUGAGAAUUAUGAAUGAUCAACUGAUGUUUCUGGAACGAGCAUUUAUUGAUCCUUUAGGGUUACCAGACAGGCCUUUCUAUAGGCAUGUCAUCUAUGCUCCAAGCAGCCACAACAAGUACAAGGGAGAGUCAUUCCCAGGAAUUUAUGAUGCUCUAUUAGAUAUUGAAAACAAAGUGGAUCCUUCCAAGGCCUGGGGAGAAGUGAAGAAACAGAUUUCUAUUGCAGCCUUCACAGUGCAGGCUGCAGCAGGGACGCUGAGAGAAGUAGCCUAAGGCAUUUCUGUAGAGAAUCCAUUUGAAUUGGUAUGGUCUAUCACUCAGAAAGAAUCUUCAUGGGAGCACUGAUAAACUAAAAAUUAAAGUUGUAUGUAUCUUAGUAUUCUCUCUUCUCUCGGUGGAUCAAAAAGGGAGAUGGGUGAUUUUUAUUUUAUAAUUACAGAAAGUUAUUUCUGAAGUUGAACUACAUGUUAAAAUUAAGGAAAACAGCCUAAUAUAUUAAAACUUGUAUGUAGCAUUGUCAGGGAACCGAGUCUAAUUCAGCACUUACAAACGUACUCUUGUCAUUGCUCACAAAGAAAACAUCAAUUUGUGAUAAAGCACACAGGAGAAUUCACAGGGCUGCUCCAAGCCAGAGGCCUCUAGCUCUGCCUGGCCCCCAAGGCUGAGAGGAUACUAUCUUAGCACACUAGUUGGACAACAGUGGUCUGAUCACACUGCUAGUAAAUAUAGUCAUUCUAUACCAUAAGGGGUAAUAACUUAUACUUCAUUUAUACCAAAGGGUAUCGAUAACAUGUAUGUGCAGUGAAAAAUAGUAAAGAAAUGAAUAUUUGUAACGCUCCCCCAUAACCAGAUGGAGAAAAUGAAUGUCACAGUGUCUUUGGAUCCACCGUGUACUGUCAACCAGUGUGCCUUCCUCUUCUGCCAGAGAAACUCACUUUCUUGAAUUGUAUGUUAAUCUUUCUUGUUAUUUAUAAUUUAACCCACAUGGCUACAUCCCCUACAUCUUUUUGGCUUUGUGUAUUUUCCAAAUUUUUUAUAAAUAAAAUCAUAUCAUGUAUA
Molecule: messenger RNA, 3147 nt
Organism: Pteropus alecto (black flying fox)
Lineage: Eukaryota; Metazoa; Chordata; Mammalia; Chiroptera; Pteropodidae
Product: putative N-acetylated-alpha-linked acidic dipeptidase
Exons: 19
Coding region: 115-2361 (748 amino acids)
Molecular function (GO): carboxypeptidase activity
Source: RefSeq, a predicted model, not a curated record